GUCCCCGAGCGCCGCCGUGACCACCGUGACCACCACGACGGCCACCCCCGCCCCCCCCGCGGGGCCACCGCCCCCCUCGGCCGCCCCCGACGCCCCCGGGGACGAGGCCGAGGCCGCCCCGGGUGUCCCCGCCCCGGUCGCCGCCCCCGGUGUCCCCGCCCCGGUCGCCGCCGGCACCGAGAGCCCCGCCCGGUACCCAGACCCCGCCCCCGCUGCGGCCACACCCACCGAGGCCACGCCCACCACGGCGGCGGCGACCCCCGGGGCGACCCCCACGGUGACCCCUUCGGUGACCCCCACGGUGACCCCCGGGACCCCCUCGGUGACCCCCUCCCCCGCUGCCGCCGCUGCCACGGCCACGCCCACCACGGCCUCGGCCACGCCCACCACGGCCUCGGCCGCCGCCACGCCCACCUCGGCCACGCCCCUGCUGUCCCUCACCCCCUCCAAGCCCGCCCUGGUGGGUGGAGUCACGGCCCUGCCCCGCCCCCCGGGGUCCCUCCUGUCGCUCACCCCCGCGGGUGGGCGUGGCCUGCGCCCCUCGCCCCGCCCCCCUCCGGGCUCUCUGCUCUCGUUGGCCACCGCCCGCGGGGGCGUGGCCGGCCGGGGGGGCGGGCCCUUCCCGCUAUUGGCCGCCCGCAGCCCCGGCUCCGCCUCCUUCCAGCGCGCGGCCACGCCCUUCCUGGCCACGCCCACGCGGGGGGGAGGGGCGGGGGGAGGGGGGUGGAGCCCCAGGACCCCGCCCAGCCCUUUCCUGCGGGGGGGCGUGGCCGGGGGGGCGUUCCCCCGCCUGGGAGGGGGCGGGGCUUGCCUGCACCGUUUCCACGGCAACCUGGGGGCGGGGCUGGGCUGCUCGGCCCGCCUGGGGGGCGGGGCCUGCCUCCACCGCUUCCACGGCAACGCGGGCAUGGGCGUGGCCUCGGUGGCGGCGGCGGCCAAUCGGAUCAGCCCCUGCGGCCACCGGGGGUGCUGCUACCACGGCAGGGGCGGGGCCUCGCUGGGCGGGGGCGGGGCCGCCCCCCGGAGCCCCUCCCCCUUCGCCAUGACCCCCGCCAUGGCCGCCAGGAUGGCCCAGUACGGCCUGGGCUCGUCCCAGUACAACCUCGGCUCCUCCCAGUAUAACCUUGGCUCCUCCCAGUACGGCGCCAGCGCCUCCCAGUACGGCACCGGCGCCGCCCAGUACGGCAGCGGCACCGCCCAGUACGGCACCAGUGCCGCCCAGUACGGCACCGGCGCCUCCUCCUCCUCCUCCUCCUCCUCCUCCUCCUCCUCCCAGUACAACACCAGCUCCUCCCAGCUGGCGGCGGCGGGGGCCCAGUACCAGUACCAGCAGUACGCCCAGUUCGCCUCCCAGUACUCCCAGUACUCCCAGUACGGCUCCACCGACGGCUCCCAGUACGCGGGGGCGGGCUCGGAGGCCUCCCAGUACGCCAGCACGGCCGCCCAGUACGCCGCCAGCGCCGCCCAGUACGCGGCCUCGGGGGCGGCCGCCGCGGCCGCCGACCCCUCCCAGUACGCGGCGGCCACUGGGAACCAGUACGGGACUGGGGCGGGGGGCGGGGCCGGCGCGGCCUGGGCGGGGGAGGGGGCGGGGACGGCGCAGGAGGGGGCGUGGACUGGGAGCGGGGGAGGGGUGAACUGGGGCAACUGGGUGUCCCCCGCCCCCUGAAAGGGGGUGGGGCCCGUGGGCGUGGUUUAGGGCGGAGGCCCCGCCCCCCCUUUUAGGAUGGAGGCGGAGUCUCGUUGGCGGCGACGCUUCGGCUCCUCCCCCCCCUCUUCCCAGCACGGGAUUGGCUGAGGUGAGAGCGGGGGGCGGGGCCGAGGGGGAGGGAGGGGAUUGGGGGGGAAAUGUUGGAUUUUGGGGGGAAAUGUUCGUUUUGGGGGGAAAAUGUCCGGUUUUGUGGGUGGUUUCUGGGGUGAAAAUGUUGAGUUUUGGGGUGAAAAAUGUCCGGUUUUGGGGGUGGAUUUUGGGGUAAAAAUGUCCAGUUUUGGGGGUGGAUUUGGGGUGAAAAUGUCCAGUUUUGGGGGUGGUUUUUGGGGUAAAAAUGUCCGGUUUUGGGGGUGGAUUUGGGGGUGAAAAUGUCCAGUUUUGGGGGUGGUUUUUGGGGUAAAAAUGUCCGGUUUUGGGGGUGGAUUUGGGGGUGAAAA
Lepidothrix coronata (blue-crowned manakin) is the source of this 2148-nucleotide messenger RNA. RefSeq names its product fibroin heavy chain-like. Lineage: Eukaryota; Metazoa; Chordata; Aves; Passeriformes; Pipridae. The annotation marks the transcript as partial. The record is from RefSeq and is a predicted model, not a curated record. The transcript has 3 exons.